Molecule: messenger RNA, 1092 nt
Organism: Brettanomyces bruxellensis
Lineage: Eukaryota; Fungi; Ascomycota; Pichiomycetes; Pichiales; Pichiaceae
Exons: 1
Coding region: 1-1092 (363 amino acids)
Biological process (GO): sterol metabolic process; intracellular sterol transport; regulation of plasma membrane sterol distribution
Cellular component (GO): cortical endoplasmic reticulum; Golgi apparatus
Source: RefSeq, a predicted model, not a curated record
AUGAUUUGCGUUCACUGUUCGGCGCCUGUUUCUUCAUUAUACGAGAGAUAUAAGGGAAACCAUAUACGAUUAGCUGUCUGCAACAAUUGUCAUCAGGUGGCUGAUAAGUACAUUGAAUAUGAUAAAGUCCUUCUUUUUAUAGAUUUGAUGCUAUUGAAGCCUCAACCAUACAAGCAUACUAUAUACAACCUCUUGAUCAUAAAUAAAAAGUAUGAAUGUCCAUGCAAUGACUUCAGGUUUAAAGAUUUGGAUACGACAAGGACAAAGCAGAAGAGUAUAAAGAAUGCGUCUAAUAACGAUAAUCAGACAUCUGGAAGCAACUUUUGGAAUACGUAUGGUUACGUGAUUCGAUUAACAAUCCUCUUGUUUUUAUUUGAAGUUUACAUUAAAUGGGCAUACGAGGAAAAGAACUUUGCAGAAAAUCCAGCUACAGCCUCCUUUGUCAUACAAAAGGUUCUCAAUGGUCCCUUACAGUACGUUUUCUUUCUUACGAUCACAGCAAUUGAAAGCAUGUGCUUUAAUAUCAGCUUGUGCUAUCUUUCUCGAGAAUAUUUAUCAUUUGGGAAAGGUGCAGACGAUCACGAAAAGUAUGAUUCCAACCUUCAGAUUGUUGUCACUGACCCGAAAAAAAAUGAUCUUUCCGUUUCAGACUUAAAGGAACAAUCAACGGCAAAAUUUUCUGAUAACAAGCUGUCUCUAGAGCGGUCAGUGGCGGUUAUCACAACAACGAUAUUAGUUACAAAUAUGAUCAAGUUGUUUCCUAUUGUGAUGUUAAUUUGGCCAUAUGAUAAUCUGAUUCUCAACAUGACCAGGAUUCUUAUUCAGUUUGUACACAUUGCGAUGCUUGUUGAAGGGCUGCAUAUUGUUUUGCUAGACAACGAGAAUAAUCAUUAUUGGAAAAUAACAUUAGUCGUACUUCUUAGCGAGCUUAUAAAAUUCGUGGUAUCGAAUAUCAUCAUCGAUUUGGGAUUCAAGUAUUGGUACGGCAUCUCUUGGAUAGAUCUUUUUACCGAUCAGUAUACGCAGAUAAAAAUGAAAGUGCAGUUGGGCGAGAAGCUAUUGGAUAAGGUUUUGAUAUAUUUGGGAUUAUAG